GAGGAGUCAAGGGGCAGUCUUUCUUAAAGGGAGGCAUAAGGGAUGUGGUGAGGCCAUUCCGUAUAUCAUAGCGAAAGGGGAGGGAGAGAGGGAGAGAGAGAGAGAGAGAGAGAGGUUUCUUAAUUUUCUUAAUCUCGCAGAAUCAGAUAUCGCAAUGAGGUGGGCGCAAAGAAGUACAUGAGAGAGAGAGAGAGACCGAACCUGAGAGAGAGUGAGGAAUCGGGAAUAACCGCAGCGUCUUAUUCUUCGUCUUCUCUCUCUCUCUCGCUCUCUCUCUGAAUACGUAAGCGUAAGAAUUGGCUAAAACCCUAGUUUCAAUGCUCUAACGAAUAGAUCGGGAAGAACCCUAGACCUUAAUCAAUGGCCGCCGAAUUAGGGCAACAGACGGUGGAACUAUCCACCCUCGUCACGCGAGCUGCUCAAGAUUCCUACACCGCCCUCAAAGAACUCGUCGACAAAUGCAAGUCCACCGAAUUAUCCGACACCGAUAAGAAGAUUAGCAUCCUCAAGUUCCUCAGCAAGACUCAGCAGCGCAUGAUCCGUCUCAAUGUUCUCUCCAAGUGGUGUCAACAGGUUCCUUUGAUUCAGCACUGUCAGCAACUCGGUUCCACCGUUUCCAAUCAUGACAUGUGUUUCACUCAAGCUGCGGAUUCGUUGUUUUUCAUGCACGAGGGCCUUCAGCAGGCUCGUGCGCCCGUUUAUGAUGUGCCCUCCGCCAUUGAUAUUCUUCUUACGGGAAGUUACCAGCGUUUACCCAAAUGUGUAGAGGAUGUGGGAACUCAGUAUGCCUUGACGGAGGAUCAGCAGAAGCCUGCUUUAAAGAAGCUCGACACGCUUGUUCGCUCUAAAUUGCUUGAAGUUUCUUUACCUAAAGAAUUUUCUGAUAUAAAAGUUUCUGAUGGUACUGCAAUGCUUGCCGUGGAUGGAGAGUUUAAGGUUUUGGUAACCCUUGGGUACCGAGGACACCUCUCUUUGUGGAGGAUUUUGCAUUUGGAGCUGCUUGUUGGUGAGAAAAAUAAACCUGUGAAGUUGGAAGAACUGCGGCGUCAUGUGCUUGGAGACGAUUUAGAGAGGCGAAUGGCAGCAGCGGAAAAUCCGUUUUCGGUUUUGUACUCGGUUCUUCAUGAGUUAUGUGUUGCACUUGUCAUGGACACCGUCAUAAGGCAGGUGCAGGCUUUAAGACAGGGAAGAUGGAAAGAUGCAAUUCGCUUUGAGCUCAUAUCUGAGGGUGGUGCUGGCCAUGGAGCAAGUUCUAGUUCGGUGCAGAACCCUGAUGGAGAAUCUGAUUCAUCUGGUCUACGAACUCCAGGGUUGAAAAUUGUAUACUGGUUGGAUUUUGAUAAAAAUGGUGGUAUGUCUGAAUCGGGUACAUGCCCAUUCAUAAAAAUUGAACCUGGAUCAGAUCUUCAGAUCAAGUGUCUCCACAGCAACUUUGUCAUAGAUCCGUCAACGGGCAAGGAGGCAGAGUUUUCUUUGGACCAGAGUUGUAUUGAUGCUGAGAGGUUGCUGUUGAGAGCUAUCUGUUGCAACAGAUAUACCCGUCUGCUGGAAAUUAAAAGAGAACUGGUAAAAAAUACUCAGGUCUGUCGCACUGCAGAUGAUGUUGUGCUCCAGUCUCGCAUGGGUGAAGAUGAUAUUGAAUAUAAACAGAAGGAUGAUAAGAGCUGCAGCAAGGACUCUGAGGGGCUUGAGGUAUUGCGUGUUUGUGCCUAUGGCUCUUCUUUUUUUACUCUUGGAAUUAAUAUCAGGAAUGGCCGUUUCCUUCUACAAUCUUCACAAAACGUAGUUGUUUCUUCUGCUUUAUUAGAAUGUGAAGAAGCUAUGAAUCAGGGGUCUAUCACUGCAGCUGAGGUCUUCAUAAGGUUGAGAAGCAAAAGUAUAUUGCACUUAUUUGCAUCUAUUGGAAGUGUAUUAGGCCUUGAGGUAUAUGAGCAUGGAUUUAAUACAGUUAAAAUACCCAAGAACAUUUCAAAUGGUUCAGCUAUGCUAAUGAUGGGAUUUCCAGACUGUGGAAGCUCUUACUUCCUGCUGAUGCAACUUGAUAAGGAUUAUAAACCCUUGUUUAAGCUGUUAGAGACUCAGCCGGACCCAUCUGGAAAAGAUAAUUUUUUUGGUGAACUUAAUGAGGUGGUGCGGAUCAAGAAAAUUGAUAUAGGACAGAUGCAGGUUCAUGAAGAUGAAAUGAAUUUAAGCCUGGUUGACUGGGGAAAAUUACGGUCUGUCUUGCCUGAUGCUGCUUGUCCAAAUCAAACAUCUGGACAUGAGUUUUUUUCUGAUAUUUGCCUUGAGAAUUCCAUACAGAUUGCAAAAGGUCAUCCAUCAGGUUUUUCAUCACUUGUUGAUGAGGUGUUUGGACUUGAGAAGGGGUCUUCAGCGCCUUCAAUCUCUGUUCAAAAUCAUUCUUCGUCUGUGAAUACAUCCCUUCCUUCUCAUUAUGGCUCUACCCCUAUGAAUCUCCAUAGUUUAAAGGCUGGAACCCCUUCUCCCAAAUGGGAUGGAGGAAUGCAGAUGUCACAGGUUAAUAAUGUUACAAAGCCUUCUGUUGUUACUAGUCACUAUGGUGGUUCCUUGUUCUCAUCAGGCAGUGUGAAGGGCCCAGUCCAAUCCAGUUCUGUUGGCUCACUUCCAACUGGACAAGGAAGGAGCAGUGGUGGGAAAAAGCUAUCUGCUUCAAAGUCUGAACAGGAUUUAGCCUCUAUUAAAUCACCACAUUCAGUUGACAUUAGUUCCUCUGCUGCAAUGGAUGAAGAACAGCUAAGAGUGUUGAGUGAUACUUCUAAUGAUGCUUUAUCUGGAAGUCGGUCAUCUCGACUAUUAUCUCCUCCCCGGCCAACUGGCUCUCGAAUGUCUGUACCUAAUUCCAGACCUAAUGGACCUCAAGCUGCUGGAUCUAGUUCAUGUGCUACAACUCCCGUAUCCCAGGCACUGGAAUCCUCAGUUAAUUAUAGCACCGCCGAAGACAUUACCUCAAAAAAUGAUAAAAAAUCUCGAAAACGAACGGCUUCAGAUAUGUUAAAUUUGAUUCCGUCUCUUCAAGGUGUUGGAAACAACUCAGGACUCUGCAAGAGAAGAAAGAUUUCAGAUUCCUCUGAUUCUCAAUUGUCUUUGCCUCAAGGCGUUAUAUCUGCUGAAAUGAUACCAAAAACAGAAGGAUACAGUUAUGGAAGUUUAAUUGCGGAAGCAAAUAAAGGGAAUGUUCCAUCUUGUAUUUAUAUAGCGGCUCUUCUUCAUGUGGUUAGGCAUUGUUCACUUUGCAUCAAGCAUGCUAGACUAACCAGCCAGAUGGAUGCAUUAGACAUCUCAUAUGUUGAAGAAGUUGGUUUAAGGAGUGCAUCCUCCAACAUUUGGUUCCGUCUUCCAUUUGCCAGAGGUGAUUCAUGGCAACAUAUAUGCUUACGACUUGGCAGACCUGGUUGCAUGUAUUGGGAUGUUAAAAUUAAUGAUCAGCACUUCAGGGAUUUAUGGGAGCUUCAGAAAGGAAGCAGUAAUACCCCGUGGGGUUCAGGUGUUCGAAUUGCUAAUACAUCAGACAUAGAUUCACACAUACAUUAUGAUCCAGAUGGUGUUGUUUUGAGCUACCAAUCUGUUGAGGUAGAUAGUAUAAAGAAAUUAGUGGCUGAUAUCCAAAGGCUUGCUAAUGCAAGAACGUUUGCACUUGGCAUGAGAAAAUUGCUUGGGGUAAGAGCAGAUGAGAAGUUGGAAGAGCUCAUUACCAGUUCUGACACCAAGACAUCUGGUGCCAAGGUUGCUUCAGAUACUGCAGACAAACUGUCUGAACAGAUGAGAAGGGCAUUUAGAAUUGAGGCAGUUGGACUGAUGAGCUUGUGGUUUAGCUUUGGUUCAAGUGUCCUUGCUCGUUUUGUUGUUGAGUGGGAAUCUGGUAAAGAGGGUUGCACCAUGCAUGUAUCUCCUGAUCAACUUUGGCCUCAUACAAAGUUUCUGGAAGAUUUCAUAAAUGGAGCUGAAGUUUCAUCACUUUUGGAUUGCAUUCGGCUAACUGCUGGGCCGUUGCAUGCUCUGGCAGCUGCAACCAGGCCAGCACGAGCUGGUCCUGUUCCUGGGGUUGCUGCAGCUCUAUCUUCUAUUCCUAAACAGACUGGUUAUAUAUCAUCACAAGGACUUCUGCUUGGUAAUUCAACUACUAAUGUUGGUCAGCCUACAUCUGGUCCUGGGGCAAAUCCUGUCAUGUCUUCUGCUAGUGGUCUCUCUAACCAAACCCUUUCAAUGCUAGCUGCUGGGCGUGGUGGCCCAGGCAUUGUUCCAAGUUCACUUUUGCCCAUUGAUGUCUCUGUUGUGCUCCGUGGUCCAUAUUGGAUACGAAUCAUGUACAGGAAGCAGUUUGCAGUAGACAUGCGUUGCUUUGCAGGAGAUCAGGUGUGGUUGCAGCCUGCAACUCCGCCUAAAGAGGGUCGUCCUUCUGGAGGGUCAUUGCCAUGCCCCCAGUUUAGACCAUUUAUCAUGGAACAUGUUGCCCAGGAAUUGAAUGGAUUGGAUCCUAGUUUCACUGGACAACAGGCAGGUGGGCUGGCAAAUUCAAAUAAUCCAACCCCUAAUUCAGGAUCCCAGUUGAUGGCCGCAAAUGGAAAUAGAAUAAACUUGCCAACUUCUGCUGCAAUGUCUAGGACUGGAAACCAAGUAACUAGUUUAAACCGAGUAGGAAAUGCUUUAGCAGGCUCUUCAAACUUAGCUUUGAUGCAAUCGGCAGUCUCUCUACGGAGACCACCUGGAACUGUUGUCCCAGCACAUGUCAGAGGUGAGCUGAACACUGCCAUCAUUGGCCUUGGUGAUGAUGGAGGAUAUGGAGGUGGUUGGGUUCCUCUUGUUGCUCUUAAGAAGGUUUUGAGAGGUAUUCUCAAGUAUCUAGGAGUGCUAUGGCUAUUUGCCCAGUUACCUGAUCUUUUGAAAGAGAUCCUAGGAUCUAUUUUGAAGGACAAUGAAGGUGCACUUUUGAACUUGGACCCUGAGCAGCCUGCCUUGCGGUUUUUUGUUGGCGGAUAUGUAUUUGCUGUUAGUGUCCACAGAGUUCAGCUUCUUCUUCAGGUGUUGAGUGUUAAACGCUUUCACCAACAGCAGCAGCAACAGCAGCAAAAUUCAAAUCCUGCACCAGAAGAAUUAAGUCAAUCUGAAAUAAGUGAAAUAUGUGACUACUUCAGCCGUCGGGUGGCGUCAGAGCCCUAUGAUGCUUCUCGUGUUGCAUCAUUCAUAACUAUGCUCACUUUGCCUGUAUCAGUACUGAGAGAAUUCUUGAAAUUAAUUGCUUGGAAAAAGGGAUUAUCCCAGGCACAAGUUGGAGAUGUUGUUUCAGCUCAAAAGCCACGGAUUGAAUUGUGUCUUGAAAAUCAUGCUGGGUUGAAUGUGGAUGAGAACUCAGAGAGUUCAUCUGCAUUCAGAAGCAACAUUCAUUAUGAUCGCCUGCAUAAUUCUGUUGAUUUUGCACUUACUGUUGUUCUUGAUUCUGCUCACAUUCCUCACGUCAAUGCGGCUGGUGGUGCUGCAUGGUUGCCGUACUGUGUUUCGGUAAGAUUGAGAUAUUCAUUUGGUGAGAGUCCUAAUGUAUCAUUUCUUGGCAUGAGUGGUAGCCAUGGUGGUAGGGCCUGUUGGUUGCGUGUUGAUGAUUGGGAGAAGUGCAGACAGAGAGUGGCACGAACAGUGGAGGUUAAUGGGAGCUCAGCAGCAGAUGCAAGUCAAGGUAGGUUGAAAUUAGUUGCAGAUAGUGUGCAAAGAAAUCUCCAUAUGUGCAUUCAAGGGCUAAGAGAUGGUAGUGGGGUCACAGCUAGCUCGGGAGCAACGUGAUGGUUCUUUUACUAGCAGCAGUUAUAUAUAUGCCGGGUUAGUGCUGUCAAUAUUGCAUUUUGGUUUACCAUUAUAAGAAACGGUGCCGUACUAAGUUUUAAGCAUGCCCUCAUCCUAGCACAUCUCUUCUGCUCGUAGUUUAUGCAGUUCUAUUGGAGAUGACCUUUGCUGUAAUGGAGAAAGUGCACAGGUGGUUAACAGAUGAUUUUGAUAAAAUUUGUAAGGAGAUUGACAUUUGAUAGUCAAGUUAGAUUUUCGAGCACCAAUUUUAGAUUACUAACCAAUAUAUAUAACGAGUGUUUGACGUUUCUCAGAUCAUUAACUAGGUUGUACAAUAUCUUUGCUGAUAGUGUAGUAUCAUGAUAUGACUUGGCUGGUGGCUAUUAUUGUACAGAUUACAUCAAAUGAAUAGCUUAGUUUUUGUGAACAUCAUUUGAAUAGAUUAGUGAAGGAAAUUUGUUACGCCCGAUCUCUAUGGAUAAUGAACGCAUGCAAGCAAUUGAAAGACAUUGCUGCAUAAUUUAAUUUUGAAUUCAUCUUGUCCGUGGCGAUGCUCUUGCUUUUUCAAGCCUCGUUUCGUUAAUGUUAUUUGUAAUUUCUCAUUAGUUUGAAAAUUAUGAUGUAUUUUUUAUUUUUUUGCGUGUGAUUUUUAAUGUAUUUUAAUGUAGUCGACUGAAAGUAUUUUAAUGUAAUAUGG
Abrus precatorius (Indian licorice) is the source of this 6490-nucleotide messenger RNA. RefSeq names its product mediator of RNA polymerase II transcription subunit 14. Gene Ontology annotation, biological process: regulation of transcription by RNA polymerase II. NCBI's taxonomy places the organism in Eukaryota, Viridiplantae, Streptophyta, Magnoliopsida, Fabales, Fabaceae. Bases 361 to 5793 code for a protein of 1810 amino acids. The transcript has 8 exons. Gene Ontology annotation, molecular function: transcription coregulator activity. The record is from RefSeq and is a predicted model, not a curated record. Gene Ontology annotation, cellular component: mediator complex; core mediator complex.